AUGCCGGCUCCCACCAAGAAGGUUCUCAAGGAGCGCAUCAAGGAGCUUGAGCACCAGCUCAACGAACAUCAAGCUCAACAAGAAGCCCGUGCUGCUCAAGAAGGCCUGGCAGCUGCUCACGAGGAGGCUGCGACUGCUGCCGAGCACCAACAGCUCGACCAAGCACUCGCAGCUGCCAAUGCAGCCAACAUAAACCAAGCUACUGCAGCUGCCAACACUGCAGCAAACGCCAACCAGGGUGGUGGGAAUGUUCCAGGCCCUGUUGUGAACAUAAUUCCCACCCCUCACAGUCCUGUCUCCAUUCGACAUGCCAUGGGAGUCACUCAGAACCUGUAUGCCAAUAUCCAGCACACCAUUCGCACACUCACUAUCUGCUCGCAGCUGGACUGGACUGAUGACUUCCGUCGUCAAGACCCAGAGUGCCUUGCCAUGCUCUUCCGUGCAGCACGUACCGCGCAUCCCGAGCUCCGCCGCUAUGAGAACAACUGGGCCAUGGCUGCAAUUGCUCGUCAGUACAUGCAAAACAAGUGCAAGCACGCUUACCGUCAGGGUUACAUCAGCAAGAAGGCCCGCAGACGCGGUCACAGCGGAGCUGAACGGGUGUUGGGCAGACGUGGUGGCCAGCGGGACAGCAGCCCCGAAGCGGGUGCUGGUUCAGACCUGCAUUAUCGUAGCACUGAUCUUCAAUGGAAGUAA
Messenger RNA from Epithele typhae, 696 nucleotides. RefSeq lists its product as uncharacterized. Bases 1 to 696 code for a protein of 231 amino acids. NCBI's taxonomy places the organism in Eukaryota, Fungi, Basidiomycota, Agaricomycetes, Polyporales, Epitheliaceae. The record is from RefSeq and is a predicted model, not a curated record. The transcript is spliced from 7 exons.